Molecule: messenger RNA, 744 nt
Organism: Eurytemora carolleeae
Lineage: Eukaryota; Metazoa; Arthropoda; Copepoda; Calanoida; Temoridae
Product: ATP-dependent DNA helicase PIF1
Exons: 1
Coding region: 1-744 (247 amino acids)
Source: RefSeq, a predicted model, not a curated record
AUGGCGUAUAUGGACAUCCUUUUGUGCGCCUGUAAAAAGGAUUUUGCCAGGUUCAACUUGGACAAGAUUCUGGCUCUCGGAACACCACAUGUGCUCAUCAACGCACUAAAGAAUCCAGAGUCUGCCUCUAUAAUGGAUGCAUCAGAUGCUGGUGGGCUGCCCAGAAACCUAGUCCUGUGUCGGGGCAUGAAGGUUAUGCUGACAGCCAACCUGUGUCUCAGUCAGGGCCUGACUAAUGGUUCUAUGGGAACUGUGGUGGGCAUCAUCUACCUCACAGAGGAGGAUCCCUUCCCCACAGUUUUGGUCCAGUUCCCAGACUACAAGGGACAGAGCUGUCUGCCUAACAUGGAGCGUGUUCAUCCCCUCGGGAUCAUUAGAUGCACAUGGACACUGCGGAGUAAGCAGCAGAGUCGAACUAUGCUGCCCCUGCUCCCUGGCUAUGCUCUGUCCAUUCACAAGAGUCAGGGUCAAACCUUGGACAAGGUUAUGAUUGACCUGGGGGACACUGAGUUCACCUCUUGUCUCACCUACACAGCUCUGACUCGUGUCAGAGACCUUGAUAGUCUGUCCAUGAGGAAAAUGCCGCCUAAAAAGCGCUUUGACUCUAUUGCCAAGUCACAAGGUUUCAAGGACAUGAAAGCAGAGGAGGCACGCAAACUCAUCCUGGAACAGACCAGGAAGGACGUGUAUCAACAAGAGCUUUUCCCAGUUGAUGAGGUUCUUGACAUGGAUGUAGAUGGUUAA